AUGGAUAAGACCAAUUCUUCAGUGGUGUCUGAGUUCAUAUUGUUGGGACUCUCAAGUUCUCAAGAACUCCAGCUUUUCUUCUUUCUUUUCUUCUCUGUGUUGUAUGUGGUCAUUGUGCUAGGAAACAUUCUUAUUAUCAUCACAGUGUCUUUUGAUACCAGCUUGCACUCCCCUAUGUAUUUCCUCCUAGGAAACCUUUCCUUUGUUGACAUUUGUCAGGCUUCUUUUGCUACACCUAAGAUGGUUGCAGAUUUUCUGAGUGAACACAAGACCAUAUCCUUCACUGGCUGCAUAUCCCAAAUUUUCUUCAUUCAUCUCUUUACAGGAGGAGAGAUGAUGCUACUGGUCUGCAUGGCUUAUGACAGAUAUGUGGCCAUAUGCAAACCUCUACACUGUGCAGUCAUCAUGAGCCGAUGGACAUGCACACUCUUGGUCAUAAUCUCUUGGGCUGUGGGUUUGGUGCACACAUUAAGCCAGCUAUCAUUUACUGUGAACCUGCCUUUUUGUGGACCCAAUGUAGUAGAUAGCUUUUUUUGCGACCUUCCUCGAGUGGCCAAACUUGCUUGCCUGGACACUUACACCAUUGAAAUAUUAAUAGUGGUCAAUAGUGGAAUUCUUUCUCUAAGUACUUUCUCUUUUUUGGUGGGUUCUUACAUCAUUAUUAUUUUCACAGUGUGGUUCAGGUCUUCAGCUGCAAUAGCCAAAGCAUUUUCUACACUGGCUGCCCACAUCAUGGUAGUCAUAUUAUUUUUUGGACCUUGCAUCUUCAUCUAUGUGUGGCCUUUUACCACUUAG
Molecule: messenger RNA, 795 nt
Organism: Castor canadensis (American beaver)
Lineage: Eukaryota; Metazoa; Chordata; Mammalia; Rodentia; Castoridae
Product: olfactory receptor 4K5
Biological process (GO): G protein-coupled receptor signaling pathway
Cellular component (GO): membrane
Molecular function (GO): G protein-coupled receptor activity; olfactory receptor activity
Source: RefSeq, a predicted model, not a curated record